Messenger RNA from Neltuma alba, 2880 nucleotides. RefSeq lists its product as uncharacterized. Gene Ontology annotation, biological process: post-transcriptional regulation of gene expression. Gene Ontology annotation, molecular function: mRNA binding. The transcript is spliced from 5 exons. Gene Ontology annotation, cellular component: cytoplasm. The coding region runs from base 339 to 2606 and encodes 755 amino acids. The record is from RefSeq and is a predicted model, not a curated record. Lineage: Eukaryota; Viridiplantae; Streptophyta; Magnoliopsida; Fabales; Fabaceae.
AGUAACCGUAUGUGAACCUUCAAUCUUUGCAUGCCUUACCAACCCCUCAGAAAUGAAACCCAAAAAUCCAAAUGAAAUGAUUUUUUCUUUUGAAAUGGGAAUGUAAUUGAUAAUUUCCAUCGCAAUUGUCACUUUCGUUCAACUUCUGAACCUGAUUAAAAAUGUUGAUGUAUCGUGAGGGUGUGUUGUUGUUAGUCUGUGCAAAUCGACGUCUGAAUGGGUUUUCUGAUUUUGUGAUUGCUUUGGGGUGAGAUUUUUCUGCUUUCUUCCUCCGUUAUUUUUUUAAACAUUUUUUCGGUUAGUAUCUCGUCUGGUUAUUGGUGUUCGCAAGAGUUGAGAUGGUGAGGAAGACCAGAGAUAUCCUGAAAGACGAUCAGGAGCUUGAAAUGUUGCUGGAAGAGAUCCAGCAUCGACAUGGGUAUGGUGGUAGUAAUGAUCACGCGGUUUUUGAAAGCCAGGGCAUUCGUGGAGUUUUUUAUGUGGAUGAUGAUGACCCUUCCUCGCAGAUUAAAUAUCCUCGUGUCUCUUCACCAACAAGCGGGUUCUCUCUGCGAUCAGAAGGUUCUUCCUCGAGCUUAUUCUCCAGUGUGCAUCGUCUAUCUGAUAAUGGAUCACCAACUCCACCUCCUUUGGAUGAGCUUAAAUCCAGUAUGCUUUAUGGAGUUUCAAACUACCCGAACAGCUUCUGCUUGGGUUCGACAGUAUCUGAUUCCCCUUCGGCGAAAAAGGCCAGUGAGACUGAUGAACUAUACCUAUGUGCAAAAUUGACUAAAAUGGGCCUUACCAAUCAAUAUGGAAAUUCUUGUAAUUUGAAAGAUGCAUCAAUAGGCAAGAGCGGUCUUCCAUUCCGUGAUAAUGCUACUCUGGGUGGAAAUAAUCCCAUCAAUGCUUAUAAACAUGGAGAUUACGACAGUUUCAAGAGAGAAUUUCCUGACCCAAUGGGAGUUCAACCCCCUUUUCCUCUUAGUAUUCCGACUUUUGAUGCUGAAAGAAAUCCAGUGUUCACAGGAUUACCUCGGGAUUAUCAAAUGGGUAAUUCAUUUGGAUCACAACCCUGUUCCAGACGACCUGGUACGAUCCAUUCUCAAUUUAAUGGCUUCAGUGGUUCAGGGUACUCUCCUUGGCAAGGACAGCUGAUAAAUAGCUAUCAUUAUGGAGGAAAUUUGGGGAUAGAUCGUACUUCUUCUUUGGGUGGACAUGCAUUGCCUGAUUCUUUACUUUAUGCGCAUCAAAGUGGAAUGAAUUUGAUGGAUGACAGGGGAAUUUCAACGUUGCCUGAUUCUUCCCUUUGUACCAAUUUAAGGCCUCAUUUGAGUGCUCAAAAUUUACUGCAGUGCAAUCUUCCUAUGUCUAAUGCAAGAGCUGUGCCACCUGCAAACGUUAAAAUCCCACAAGGUGGUCUAGAUGCCAUUACUAGUGAGGGAAGCUUCAUCAUACAAGGUGAAGGUUUGAAUUAUUUCCCUGUCAGAGGUUCUGAUCGUUGGAGGAAUAAGUGUAAGGGUGCUGGGCACGAAACUAGCUUUGCUAAGCAUCUACAAAGGUCAGAGCUAGACGACCAGAACCAGAUGUUAGGAUCUUAUAAAAGUCCUAGUGUUAGGAGUGGAUGCUCUUUCCCUUCAGUACCCGAGUAUAAUUCCCUGGCAGAAGCUCAAGGAUAUAUAUAUUUAUUAGCCAAAGAUCAGCAUGGCUGUAGAUUUCUGCAAAGGGUGUUUGAUGAGGGUACACCACGAGAUGUUCAAGUAAUAUUUUCCGAGAUCAUUGAACAUGUAGUGGAACUCAUGAUGAAUCCUUUUGGAAAUUACCUCAUGCAGAAGUUGUUCGAUGUGUGUGAUGAAGAACAGAGGAUGCAGAUCCUACUCAUGAUUACUAAAGAGCCAGGGCAGCUUGUCAGAAUCUCUUUGAACACUCAUGGUACUCGUGUGAUACAGAAGCUCAUUGAAACUCUUAAGACUAGGCAACAAAUUUCGCUAGCUAUAUCAGUCCUUGAGCCAGGAUUCUUGUCUCUCAUCAAAGAUCUAAAUGGAAAUCAUGUGAUCCAGCGUUGUUUGCAGUGCUUAAGCAAUGAAGAUAACAAGUUUAUAUUUGUUGCUGCUGCGAAAUACUGUGUUGAAAUUGCAACUCAUCAGCAUGGAUGUUGUGUUCUACAAAGAUGCAUUAGUCAUUCCAGGGGCAAGCAUCGCGAACAACUGGUUGCUGAAAUAUCUGCUAAUGCUCUUCUUCUAGCUCAAGAUCAAUAUGGAAAUUAUGUUGUUCAAUAUAUCUUGGAGUUGAGGAUCCCAUCUGCCACUGCAAGUAUAGUUUCACAAUUCGAAGGUAACUAUGUUCACCUGUCAACACAGAAGUUCAGUAGCCAUGUGGUUGAAAAAUGCCUCGCUGUAUUCAAUGAUGAGCAUCGUGCACGAACCAUCCAUGAGCUGCUCUCAACUCCUCACUUUGAGCAGUUGCUUCAAGAUCCUCAUGCGAAUUAUGUUAUUCAAUCAGCUCUUCGCCAUUCUGAGGGCUUUGUGCAUAACGUACUGGUCGAUGCAAUUGAGUCACACAAAGCAAUUUCGCGAAACAGCCCAUAUUCAAAGAAGAUUUUCUCACAGAAGCUUCUGAAGAAAUGAUGUAUAUUGUCACCACCCGUGAGAAGUUUUGUUGUUGUUCUAACAUUACUCCAAUUCUAUGCAUUGCAUGGUUAUUUAACUGUAAGUUGGGAUAUUGAUAACCAUUCAAGCUGUUAGUCUUCUUCCAGAAGUGUUUAUGCAUUUUGCUCAGGUAGUUUAGGUAAAAGGAAGGGGUGGGGGAAGGGGGGGGGGAAUAAGGCAAUUGUGCCUUCUAAUCUUCUUGAAUUUUGCCUGUAUUAUCUAUCUGUAUCUCCAACUCUUUGGAAAUUAUCCU